This is a messenger RNA of Girardinichthys multiradiatus, 2806 nucleotides long. RefSeq lists its product as uncharacterized. Lineage: Eukaryota; Metazoa; Chordata; Actinopteri; Cyprinodontiformes; Goodeidae. The record is from RefSeq and is a predicted model, not a curated record. The transcript has 15 exons. Bases 308 to 2335 code for a protein of 675 amino acids. Gene Ontology annotation, molecular function: guanyl-nucleotide exchange factor activity.
GCAUCUACAAGGGCUGCUUCCUCACAGGAGGAGAUCUGCUGUGGACACGGAGCAGCACAAAGAGCAACACGAGCCUUUCAACACUGCAAAUGACACAAAGCAAGGUUUUCCACAGGGAAAGGGAAAACAGACUUUCUAAGGAUUCCAGGGCCGUAUGCAAAUUUUUUUACAGAAAAUUAAGUCAGCAGAUAUAUAAGGAGGGAUCUUGGCUCCUGCAGCAAUCCCCCCUGCAGGGCUGAGCUCUUUUGGCUGGCUCACCACUUCCUUAGCAGAGGGGCUGCUGGCAGGAGCAACAUCUGAACAGGUCAUGAAGCCUCAAGAGGCAGAGCUCGUCACUGAAAUCUCAAAGUUACAAUGCAUGGUCACAGAACUAAAAACGGGCUUUACCAGUGCCCUGCUGGAGCUCAGUCAGAUCCAGCACGGAGACUCGCACCUGCGGGAGGAACUGGAGGAGAACAGAAGGAGCUGCCAGAAGAAAGCUUUCCGAAUGGAGGCUCUGGUCGAGUCGCUGAGGGAAGAACUUGGAGUGCUGAGGUGUCAAAUUGUGCAGCUCUACAACAACAAACGUGGGCCUGAGCAGGAAGGGAAGAGCUCCAAACUGUCCAAACAAAGAGAAAGCGAUCCAGCAGAGCCAGUCGGUGACCAGAGUGUUUGCAAGUGUUCGGCUCCUCCAUCAGCCUGCCUGUCCAGAGGGAAACUGCUCCUUCACUGCUUUCUUCACGGUCUAAAAGCUGGACUAAGUGAAGAAACAGAUGCCCGACAUCAGGUGGCAAUGCAGCUCCUGCACUCUGAGUGGGAAUAUGUCUCCAGCCUAAACCAGCUGUAUGACAAGUACAAAACGCCACCAGCUCACCAGAUGACUGUGGAGCCACAUCAGACGUAUGUGAAGUUUGUGGAGCAGCUCCUGCAGCGACAUGUGCUCUUCAGGAACACCCUGCAGGAGAGGUUAUCUGCUGAACACUGGAAAUCUUUGGUUGGAGACAUCCUGGUGCAGCUUAUUGGCCAAAAUGACACAGCUUUUCUAGAUAUGUACCUCGGAUACACGACAACCCUGGCAUCAUUCCUCUCACUUGAGUUCAGCAGGCUGAAUCAGCAAGGGAAAAGUCACCGAAUGCUGAUGGGCCAGAUGGAGAGAGAGGAAAUAAAACUGCUCUCUUUGCUGUUGGCUCCUGUUGCUCGCAUCCACAGCUACCUGAGUCACAUCCAGAACCUGUUGCAGUGGACUGGUAAGGAGCAUCCUGACUGCAGCCUCUUGUUGGGGUCUGAGCGAGCUCUGAGGAGCAUUUUGUCCCGUUGUCAUGCAAUCUUGGAGGAGGAUGUUCGAUGGGAGGAAGACGAAGGAGCUGGGCAAAGCACCCCUUGUGAUGCUGCAGUCGCUGCAUGCUCUGGAAACUGCUGCACAAGGAGACAGCAGAUAAGAGAGGAGUCAAGCUCUGCUGCUCAGAGAGAUGUUCCCCUCACCAACGGGGUGGAUGGCUGUCACUCGAUGCGCCUAGAGUGCUGGUCAUGCAGCCCGGUGAGGAGGAAGAGCUUCAGAAGAGACCAGGCCACCCUGAGUCAGCCAGCCCACAACUGCGGUCCUGCGUGCUGCUCCCUACUCACUCCAGAUGCCACAGGAUGGGGAGAAAACAGCGACUCGGGUCAGGGCACCUUCAGUCACCCCACGAUGAAAUCCACCAACGAUGUGGAGACACCUCAUGCAAACCCCAGCCUCGAAGGCUGCGAGACGGACCCCGAUGACACCUCCGCCUUUGAUUACUCCUCCGUCACUUCCUGCAGCCCGGACGGCACCCUGUGCAGAGACAUGAUGAUGGACACCAACAGUGGGGAAGAUGAUGAUGAUGAAGAAGACAGCCAGGUGCCGGUGCUGCUGAAGCCCUCGUACAGCCGACAGCAGCAAGAGCAGCACUCCACAGUGGAAACCAGAGGGAGAACUGUGUGUGUGAGGUGGCAGAUUCCCAGAUUCACCCCUCGACCUCCUCUUAGGAGCCCUGCAGGCCCAUAUGUGGAUGGACCAACGCCAUGUCUCAUCAGCUCCUUUGGAAAGAGAUUGGUUAGCGUGAGAAAAGGGUCGCCUCCUCCACAUCUGAAAAGUGCCUUCAGGCCCAUCUGGGAUGAUCCAUCUAAGCAGCAGAUCGAUUCAACUCCAGAAAGAGACAACAGACCUGGUUUCAUACCAGUUCCAGCUCCAGUGAGGCACAACGUCCAAGCUUUCAAUCCCAGCAGGAAAAACCUGAGACCUGUGCUUGCUCAGCAGCAGGAAAACCAUGCACCAGCUGCAGGCGGGGGACUAUGGGACAGUGAGGACAGUGAGGGGCCUUGUAGCACAGUUUGACUUCUUGCAGUCGUCUCCAGAAGAGUCACACAAAACCGGAGCAUAAGUUGGAUAAAUCACCCUAAAGAGCCACUUCAACUCCUAGUUGCAUGUUCAAGGUCCAUUUAAAACUAUUAGUCCAUUUUGUUUCAUUGUUUGUAAGGAAGCUAAAGCUAUAGCAGCCAGUUUGUAAUUCCAAUCAUAAUUGUAACUGGAAUUGACAUGUAUCUCUAAAAUAAGACGGAAUAAUAACAUGACUGCAAAAAUAAAACACAUUUUUUGUUAAACUUAAACGCAAUUAAACUUUUAUCCACGAAGGGGCUGAACUGAAGGGAAUGCAGGCUGCAGUUUUACUGAGGUAAAUACAUGACAGUAAGUUGCAUAACAGACAUAAAGAUUUAAAUGAAAUGACCUUUCCCAGUAGCAGUAUGCUUGGUCUGAAGAAAAACACUUUUUUAUUUGAUAAUUAAUAAAGAUUUGGCUAAUUUUGAA